Messenger RNA from Oryza brachyantha (malo sina), 737 nucleotides. Its product is annotated as protein LURP-one-related 10-like. The transcript has 2 exons. Lineage: Eukaryota; Viridiplantae; Streptophyta; Magnoliopsida; Poales; Poaceae. The record is from RefSeq and is a predicted model, not a curated record. The coding region runs from base 1 to 609 and encodes 202 amino acids.
AUGGCGGCGGCGGCGGCGGCGCCGACUACGGUGGUGGUGGACGCGCGGUACUGCGCGCCGGAGGCGACGGCGUUCGCGGUGGCGAGGGUGAUCGGCUCGACCGACCGCGACUUCGCCGUCACGGACGCCGCCGGCGCGGUGGUGAUGCGCGUGGAGGGCGCCCUGUUCAGCUUCCGGAGGCGGACCACCCUCCUCGACGCGGCUCGCCGGCCGGUGCUCACCAUGCUGGACUCGACCUACCUGAUGAGCUCGAGGUGGGACGUCUUCAGGGGGGACAGCUCCAGCCGCCGGAGCCUGCUCUUCACCGCCGUCAAGGAGUCCGUCGUCCAGGUCAGGACCAAGAUCUUCGUCUACCUCGCCGGCUACCGCUCCGCCGAGCAGGUGCCCGACUUCGUCGUCGGCGGCAGCUACUACAACGGCGCCUGUACCGUCUUCGCCGGCAACUCCGACUCCGACGACAACGCCAUUGCUCACAUCACUCGUCAAAAUUUGGCGGGUACAUUGCGUGGAUUGACAAGGCACGUAUAUACAGCUAGGAUCAACCCAGGCAUAGACCAGGCAUUCAUCCAGUCACUCGCUGUGAUCUUGCACGAAAUGCAUCACUACUAGUUGGCACUUUGAACGCUCAGUUGCCGCCAUUUUUUUCUUUCUUUUACUAUUUUCUUCAGUACAGACUAAAUCAGUAAAUGUAUGUCCUUUAUUUAUUUUUUUCUGAAUCCAACUGCGUUCAAUAAAUG